Molecule: messenger RNA, 639 nt
Organism: Fulmarus glacialis (Northern fulmar)
Lineage: Eukaryota; Metazoa; Chordata; Aves; Procellariiformes; Procellariidae
Gene: ECSCR
Product: endothelial cell surface expressed chemotaxis and apoptosis regulator
Exons: 9
Biological process (GO): positive regulation of endothelial cell apoptotic process; positive regulation of proteasomal protein catabolic process; negative regulation of angiogenesis
Cellular component (GO): plasma membrane; cytosol
Source: RefSeq, a predicted model, not a curated record
GGUACUACAACCUCCACAGACUCCUCUGUCCACGCCGUAACAGGUCAAUCCCAAUCAACAACACACAGCCCUGAAGUAAAGAACCAUACCUCAGAGCCUUCAGUAAAAUCAACACCACCAACCGACUUGAAUCUCACCUCUGUGGGUCAAACUACUACAGCCAAAUCCUCUUCCGUCACUACAACACUGCUAGCGUUGACUGUGCGAGAUGAAAAGUCCAGUGGAAGCAGCAGCACAGCAGCUUCACCACCACAAGGUCAGGAGCCCAAGAAAAGUGAGAGUACCACAACAUCAGCAACUCAAGGCACGUCACAGCCAGUUACCCCAACACCAAAUUCUUCUGGCUACUUGCCUGUGCCCACUCCGACAGAUGAUAAAUCACCGCUGACGGUGGCAGCUUUUGGUGUCAUCAGCUUCAUAGUUAUCCUGAUAGUGGUUGUGAUCAUUCUGGUCAGCGUGGUCAGCCUGAGGUUCAAGUGCAACCACUCAAAGGACUCAGAAGACAAACAGAAACCAGGAACCUCCAUGGUAUCAGAGAGCUGCUCGGCAGGCACAAGCCAGAAGGAUAACAGCAUCACUCUGAUCUCCAUGAAGAACAUCAACAUGAACAACAGUAUGAGUUACCCACCAUCAGAAAAG